AGUCUUUUUACUUACAUCCAAACAAAGUGUUUAGAAGCAAAUGAAAUGGAAAGAUAUUUUUCUUAAUAUUCGAACAAUAUUAAAAACCAAAUGCAAAAAAAAAACCAAUUCGAAAACACUGAAAUUUCGCGAGUGGUUUAUCAUAAAACCAGUUUAUUCCCAUCUCGCGAAGCAACAUAAAUUCCAAUUUGCACAGAAAAUAAACUGACCAAAAUUUUAUAGCAAUUUCCAUUGAUGAAGUAACUCAUACAUGGAAAUUCUCAAUGACUUUGGUGGAAUACUAUCAAGAAAAGCAAAUAAUAAUGUACACAAUGUGGUAAUGAAAACACUUGGAGGCGAAUGUGCUUUCAAUCUCUCAACAUUACAUGUUCAUCGUGACAGUCUAUAUUUCCCCUUCGGUGGUUUCUCAGAUAAAGUCUUUUCUGUGGUGAUAAGAGCAACAAAACUCAAAUUCAGAUAGAAGAACAUUAAUCUAUGAGUUGGGCAGAGUGUGAAAGUGGAGGAGAUAAAAGUCAAUUGCCAGUUCUGUGAUCAAUGUCGAACACAAUAGUUGCGCGAACGGCUUUGGGGCCCAUCCGGGGGCUUCACAGUGAAAAUCUGUGGGGCACAAAGUACUUGACUUUCUUCAAGGUGCCCUAUGCUAAGCCGCCGAUUGGAAAUUUGAGGUUCAAGGAUCCUGAACCUAUUGAACCUUGGAAUGAUAUCUUGGACUGUACAGAGGAAAGUCCAGGAUGCAGUCAGAAGAUGAUGUUUAUAGACGCGUAUCAGGGCCAAGAGGAUUGCCUACACUUGAGCGUUUUCACUCGAAACACUGAUCCUAAAAAAUUACUCCCAGUAAUGGUCUUCAUUCAUGGAGGCGGAUUUAUCUGCGGAUCUAAUGCUACUCAAGUCUACGGACCUGACUACCUAAUUGAGAAAGACAUCGUACUCGUAACCAUCAACUACAGGGUUGGACCCCUAGGCUUCCUAAGCCUUCAGGAUUCAACUCUAAAUGUGCCAGGAAAUGCUGGGUUGAAGGACCAAACUAUGGCCCUUAGAUGGGUGAAGGACAACAUCUUCUAUUUCGGAGGGAACCCGAACUGCGUCACCCUAUUUGGUGAGAGCGCUGGUGGAGCUUCUGUGCACUACCACUUGAUUUCGAACCUAUCCCGAGGACUCUUCCACCGAGCUAUAAUUCAGUCAGGUAGUGCCUUUAACCACUGGGCUCUGCCUCCGGAACGCAACUGGGCACAGCGUCUGGCUAAGAUCCUUGGUUGGGAUGGGAACGGUGGGGAUGCAUCAGCCCUUGAAACUUUAAUGAAGGCCGAUCAUAUGGAUAUCGUUAAGGGACUGGAUAACCUCCUAACCCCUGAAAUGCGAAAAGAAGGUUCACUUUCGCACUUCGGACCGUGUAUAGAGCCAUACCAGAGCCCUCAGUGCAUGGUGCCUAGGCAUCCAAGAGAAAUGAGUCGUUCAGCUUGGGGAAACUCCGUUCCAGUUCUAAUUGGUGCGAAUACCGAAGAAGGAUUACUGUUUUACCCUGAGGUCAAGAAAGGUUCCGAGCAAGAAAAGCUACGAAGUUUGAAGGACUGCGUUCCUAUGGACCUGAAUUUGAGUUUGUGCAGCGGAGAACGCGAUCGAAUUGCCGAAAAACUCCGAAAUUUCUACUUCGGGAAGAAUACAACAAAGGAGGAAAACUUCAGAAGCUACGUUGACUUAUUCAGCGAUAAGGACUUCUGGCACGGGAUAAUGAGAUUUGUUCGGUCCCGUUGUGAAAACACCUUCAAAGUACCAACCUUCCUCUACCGGUUCAAUUACAACCUACCUGAUCUUGCCUUUGUGAAGACACUCAUAUGUCCAGAAGGAGUCCCUGGCGUAUGCCAUGGAGAUGAUUUGGGAUACCUCUUUAAGACAGCUCUGACCGAUCAAACAGUAGCUAAGGAUAGUCCAGAAUACCGAGCAAUUCAACUGGUUGUGUCAAUUUGGACUACCUUUGCCACUACUGGAAAUCCGAAUUGUGAUGCAACAAGGCCUGAACUGUGGCAUCCAGUUGCACUUACAGGACCGCCAUUUAGGUGUUUUAAUAUAUCCGAUAGGCUGGAGUUCUACCAAUUGCCAGAAACAGAACGGAUGGCUCUUUGGGAUUCGUUUUACGAUCGUAAAGCUUUGACAUAAAUUUGACAGAGUAAGAUAAUUAUUUUGAUCUAAACGGUGAUACUGGGACUGAGGGACUGAGAGUUGGUAUAUUUUUUGAAAUACAUAUUUUUUGGUUUAAAA
Molecule: messenger RNA, 2256 nt
Organism: Phlebotomus papatasi
Lineage: Eukaryota; Metazoa; Arthropoda; Insecta; Diptera; Psychodidae
Product: esterase B1-like
Exons: 4
Coding region: 535-2154 (539 amino acids)
Molecular function (GO): hydrolase activity
Source: RefSeq, a predicted model, not a curated record